UCCAGGAGAGAGAGAUAGAGAGAGGAGAAAAAGACCAAAACAACCUCCUUCUUCCCUCCCCAGAAGAAGAAGGCCACCAAAAAAACUCCAGAGCUUUUUUCCUUCUUUGAUUCUUUGUUUCUUUCAUCUCUUAGGGUUUUGAUUUCUAAAUUAAUAUGGGGACUGAGAUUUUGAGGCCGCAGGAUUGUCUGAUCGACCGGGUCAGACUCCCUACUUCAUCAACGUCGUCGUUUUCGCGGCCUAGAAGCUAUAGUAAUGGCCCCAUUCCCGUGCAGCAGCAGCACCGUAGAUUCGGAAAGCCAGCGGUGCGGUCCGAGCAACAGAAGCCGGAGCCGGCGGCGGUCGUUUCGAAGAGGUCCGGCGGCCGGGCGAGCUCCGAUGACUUGAUGAAGGCGGAGAAGGUGACGAUUUUGAGGCGGGGAGAGCCGCUGAGGCGGAUUAAGAAGGCGGCGAGCGACGGGAGGUUGGAGAGGCUGUCACCGGGGCCGACGGUUGUGCCGAAGGAGGUGAGGAUUGUGGAUUUGAGGACUCCGGUGACGGAUAUGUAUGCUGGAUCGGCUUUCGCGAUGUCGCCGGAGCCGAGCUCGCUGCCGUUGCCGUCGUUCUCCGGGAAGAAGAAGCAGGUGUCGAGGAGCUUUGACGACUCGGCGACCAGAGACCUGAGGCGUUUGCUUCGCCUUGAAUGACGCUAGUUUCAGAGGUCUAUAUUCCGGUGGAGGAUCCGAAUCCGAGGACCCGAAGAAGGCCCUGAAUGGAUUUUGGAUCCUAAAAAUAAGUGAAAAACCAUUCUCUUUUCUCUCUCCCCCGUCCGCCACCCUCGUUUAGUUCAUCCGGGUUUCCGGGUCGGAUCUGUCCUUGAUUUUUUUUAUAAACGGCGAGACUGAUCUGGAAAUCUGGGAAAAAGACGAGGGUGAAUUAGUAAUUAAGUUAUAUUUGGCAGCAAGCUAUAUGGUUUGGUGUUUUAUGGGGUUGUUGGUAAAUUGAGCUGGAUGGGUAAAUUUGGGGAGUUAGGUAGAAGAAGGAAAAAAGGUGGGAAAUGGGAGGUUGUUCUGUAACAUACGGGAAGUCUAGUUUGGGUUUGGGGAAAGUUAAGGAUAUGGGAUUUAAGUUUUAGUGUAUGUGAUUAUGAAUAAUGUGAAGGGUUUCUUCUCUGUUGGGGAAAAUAUGGAAGAUUGGUAAUGUGUACUUUGUAAAGGAAGGAAGACUAUAUCAAAGUUUGGGCAGAAUUAUAUACACAUGAAAUAUGCUUGCCUGGUUUCAAAUUUUCAAUUAAUCGUUUGAAGUUUCUGGACUUCCAAUAUUAGACAGAGAUGAAUACGUAAAGAUGGCCAUUCAAUUCAAAUAUGAAAUGACUGUGACCUCUCCUGAGAGGUAUGGAAAUUUGUUAAUGUAUUCUCAAAUCUAUUUUCAGGCAAGUAAAAAAGGAUUG
Messenger RNA from Argentina anserina (silverweed cinquefoil), 1429 nucleotides. RefSeq lists its product as uncharacterized. Lineage: Eukaryota; Viridiplantae; Streptophyta; Magnoliopsida; Rosales; Rosaceae. The transcript has a single exon. The record is from RefSeq and is a predicted model, not a curated record. The coding region runs from base 156 to 686 and encodes 176 amino acids.